UCAUUAUACCUUACCCACACCCUCUAUAUAAAUUAAAUCUCAAUUUUUAUUCAUUAUCUUUGAUUCAAAAAGAUUAGGUUUUGGCAAUAGUGGAGACGCAGAGCUUAGAGGAAUCCAUGGCUACGGACCACUCUGAUGAUUUAGACCAACUUCUUGAUAGUGCUUUGGAUGAUUUUCAGAGCCUCAAUCUCACUACUGCUUCUCAAAGAAAUGGGGAUGGAGAGGGCAAGAAAGAGAGUUCUUGUAUGCCUAGUGAGGUUCAAGGGCUUGGGAUGUCGUUACCCGAUUUGAAAGCUAAGAAUAAAGGGAAGCAAAAGGCUGCCAAGGAGGUGAAGGACUCGCAUGUCUCGGAAGCUCUUGAUAAGCUUAGAGAGCAGACAAGAGAGGCUGUUAAAGGAUUGGAAUCAGUGGCAGGGCCGAGACCCACUGUGGAAAACUUUGGAAGUGAUCCAAUGAUGGAGGAUUGGGUCAAACAGUUUGAGGAGCUGGCUGGUUCUCAGGACAUGGAGUCUAUUGUAGAGACCAUGAUGCAGCAGCUUCUUUCAAAGGAAAUUCUUCAUGAACCUAUGAGAGAAAUUGGAGAAAGAUAUCCAAAAUGGUUGGAAGACAAUAAAGCCAAGUUAAGCGGUGAAGAAUAUGAUCGUUACAGGCAGCAGUAUGAACUUAUCAGAGAUCUAAACAAAGUUUAUGAAACUGAGCCAAGCAACUUCAACAAAAUUGUUGAGCUUAUGCAGAAAAUGCAAGAAUGUGGCCAACCACCAAACGAUAUAGUGCAGGAACUUGCUCCAGACUUUGAUAUAUCAACUCUUGGACAACUAUCACCGGAGAUGCUCGAGUCCCAACAGAACUGCUGUAUUAUGUGAAGACACUGGGCUCGACCAUCCUGAUGUCCACCUUGCUCCUUAAGUUGGUUCUUUUACCAUUGUAAACAAUAUACAUAUAGAACACGGGUUAUUGUUUGUAUGGAAUUUGAUUGUGGUUCUCAUCUUUCUAAUAAGCAUUGAUGUGCAUUUUUUUCUUUC
Molecule: messenger RNA, 1022 nt
Organism: Solanum pennellii
Lineage: Eukaryota; Viridiplantae; Streptophyta; Magnoliopsida; Solanales; Solanaceae
Product: peroxisome biogenesis protein 19-2-like
Exons: 5
Coding region: 117-863 (248 amino acids)
Biological process (GO): protein import into peroxisome membrane
Cellular component (GO): peroxisome; peroxisomal membrane
Source: RefSeq, a predicted model, not a curated record